Molecule: messenger RNA, 1171 nt
Organism: Nicotiana attenuata
Lineage: Eukaryota; Viridiplantae; Streptophyta; Magnoliopsida; Solanales; Solanaceae
Product: ethylene-responsive transcription factor 2-like
Exons: 1
Coding region: 233-970 (245 amino acids)
Biological process (GO): ethylene-activated signaling pathway; regulation of DNA-templated transcription
Molecular function (GO): DNA binding; DNA-binding transcription factor activity
Source: RefSeq, a predicted model, not a curated record
CGCGGUUUUUCUCCGUUUACAAGGUUCAAGGAAGCUCAAACUUAUCAACAAACAAUACUUUAAUCAUUACAAUCAUGUUCAUCUCCCACCCCUGGAUGUACCAUUUCUCAUAUAAAUAUAUAACUCCAUUCCUUUCCUCAAUAAAUCUCACAAGUCACAACUUCCUCUGUUUUCUCUGUAAUUCACUCUCAACAAAAGAAAGUAAAUUCAUUACUAAAUUAAAGAUUUUUUCAUGAUGUAUGGGAAUUGUGAAUUAGAAAAUGAUUUUGCAAUUCUUGAAUCAAUUAGGCUUCACUUACUUGAAGAUUGGGAAGCUCCAUUAACAAGCUCCGACAAUUCAACAACCUCAGAUUUGAGCAGAAGCAAUAGCAUUGAGUCCAACAUGUUUCCUAAUUGCUUGUCCAAUGAAUUUGAUGCAGCAGAUACGUUUCUUUUUUAUAUCCUUAAUGAAGGCGUUGGCUAUGGAUUUGAGCCAGCUUCUGAUUUUACAAUCCCCAAUGUCAAAUUAGAGCCUGAAAUUUCAAUUCAAUCAACUGAAAUAUGGAAUUCACCGGAGUUUGUGGAGCCGCCGGAGACGGCGACGGAGGUGGAAAUGGAAUCACCUGCGGUGACAACACCGCCAUCGCCAAAGGGAAAGCAUUAUAGGGGAGUGAGAGUGAGGCCGUGGGGGAAGUUUGCAGCAGAAAUUAGGGAUCCGGCGAAGAAUGGGGCGAGGGUGUGGCUGGGUACCUAUGAGACGGCGGAAGACGCAGCGUUGGCUUAUGAUAAGGCGGCGUUUCGCAUGCGGGGGUCACGUGCAUUGCUGAAUUUCCCUUUGAGGGUUAAUUCUGGUGAACCUGAACCAAUUAGAGUUGGUUCGAAGAGGUCAUCAAUGUCGCCGGAGCAUUCUUCUUCGUCGUCGACGUCAUCGGCGUCGCCACCAAAGAGGAGGAAGAAGGUAUGUCAAGGGACGGAGCUAGCGGUGCUAUAGGUCCCAACUGGGUUCUGUGUAGUGAUUAAGAAAAACAGAAUUAGUUGAUGGAAUUUGUUUUUUACUUGGCUGAAGUAAUGAAUUUGUUAUUUCUUUAAUUUUUUUUACUGUGAUUGAAACUGAAUCAAUCAUCCAUGGGCAUUAACGAUCGUAUUAAUGCAAGAAAUUACUCAAUAAAGCAAUAUUGUGCUAUUGAGAAAA